AUGGCGACGGCGGGGAGCCGGACCUCGUCCUCGUCGUCGGGAACUGUAGAGUCAAAUAACGGCACAAACGUUGGAAGCGGACCUCAGGGAAGUUUGUCUACCCCAGGUCUCCCAAGUAGUCCCGGGAAGUCGAAGAGAAGCACCGGGGAAAAUUCACAAUGGAGACGUAAAGAGCUGCGGAAAGUGAGAAGUGUGGAUCUGGAUAAACCCGAGGUGCUGCUCCUAUCUCCCGAGACCGGGACAGCUCCGAUAUCAGCGCAGCUGCACUUCUUGUCUGUUUCCUCGCCCGGUGCUGUUCAAGCUACUUUGUUGCAACAGACGCAUCAUAUUCAACAAAGUGACUCAUUAACUGGUGACAUUCUCUUUGAUAAAGCAAGCAAUAGUUUGUCCACUGCCGCUCAGGAAUUGUUGAAAACUUCAUUUAAAAACAGCAGCGACCAUCUCAACGCCGAUAAUGGUGCUACCGGAACUUCAGUGGAAGUGACUGCAAAACAGCAAAUUUGCAGCCGAGACAUGGAGAACAAGGACACGCUACGGGGCCUGCAGAAGAUGGACAACCGGCCUGAGGAGAGCAUGAUCCGCGAGAAGCUCAAGGUCACCUGCAUGCCCACCUGGAAGCACGAGUGGCUGGAGCGGAGGAACCGCCGAGGCCCUGUGGUGGUCAAGCCCAUCCCACUGCGGCCCGAUGGCAGCGAGGCCGGGCAGGCCGGCUGCGAGGGGUCCCAGGCCUCCGCAGGCUCCUCCCCACAGAGCAGGGGCCGCCGCAGCCCCUCCCCAGGGCCCUCCUCCUCCUCGUCGUCCUCCUCCACCUCGACCUCGGCCAACGGCAAGCUCAGCGGAAAGCCUGAUUCCCCCGGUGUGAGGAGGAAGAGGGCAUCCCCAGUGCCGUUCCAGAGCGGGCGAGUCACACCACCUCGCAGGGCUCCCUCUCCAGAUGGCUUCUCGCCUUACAGCCCAGAGGAGACCAGUCGCCGGGUCAACAAGGUCAUGAGGGCCCGCCUCUACCUGCUGCAGCAAAUAGGACCCAACUCCUUCCUGAUUGGAGGAGACAGCCCUGACAACAAAUACAGAGUGUUCAUUGGUCCACAGACUUGCAGCUGUGGCCGAGGCGCGUUCUGCAUCCAUGUCCUCUUCGUCAUGCUCCGAGUGUUCCAGCUGGAGCCCUCCGACCCUCUGCUCUGGAGGAAGACCCUCAAAAACUUUGAGGUGGAGAGUCUGUUCCAGAAGUACCACAACCGGCGCAGCUCCCGGAUCAAGGCGCCCUCACGCAACACCAUCCAGAAGUUUGUGUCACGCAUGUCCAACUCGCACACCACCUGUCCUUCCAGCACCUCCGCCUCCAGCACGGAGAGCAGCAUGAAAGAUGAGGAGGAGCAGAUGUGUCCGAUCUGUCUGUUGGACAUGUUGGACGAGGAGAGCCUGACUGUGUGUGAGGAGGGCUGCAGGAACAAGCUGCACCACCACUGCAUGUCUAUCUGGGCAGAGGAAUGCAGGCGAAACCACGAAACGCUGAUCUGCCCUCUUUGUCGAGCCAAGUGGAAGUCCCAUGAUUUUUACAGCCAUGACCCAUCCUCCUCCGUGGAGGGCUCCUCCAGCCGCACCCAAAGCCAGGCCUCCUCGGCGGCCCACAGCGAGAGCCCGCGCCUGGGCCAGCCGGAGGGUGACUUCACCCUGCCCCACUACGGCGUGCAACAGAUCCCACAGACCUACAAAGAGCUGGCCGAGCCCUGGAUCAAGGUCUUUGGCAUAGAGCUGGUGGGCUGCCUCUUCUCACGGAACUGGAACAUCCGGGAGAUGGCACUGCGGCGGCUGUCGCACGACGUGAGCGGCGCUCUACUGCUGGCCAAUGGGGAGCGCUCGCUGGGCGGAGGGGCCAGCGGAGGAGGAGGUGGAGGCGGUGGUGGCGGAGCAGGAGGAGGGACAGGAAGUUGCGGGGAGGUGUCCGGCGAGGUGGUGGUGGAGUCCUGCUGCAGCGUCCUCUCCAUGGUGUGCGCUGACCCUGUCUAUAAGGUCUACGUGGCCGCUCUGAAAACCCUGCGGGCUAUGCUGGUGUACACCCCCUGCCACUCACUGGCCGAGCGCAGCCGACUGCAGCAGCUCCUCAGGCCCGUGGUGGAGACCAUCCUGGUCAAGUGUGCCGACGCCAACAGGUACCUUCACCGACCGGAUACCAGCCAACUGUCUGUGUCCACUCUGCUGGAGCUGUGCAAAGGGCAGAUGGGGGAGCUUGCGGUGGGAAGAGAGAUCCUCAAAGCAGGGUCCAUAGGCAUCGGUGGGGUGGACUACGUCUUAAACUGCAUCCUGGGCUCCCAGACGGAGUCCACUAACUGGCAGGCCCUGCUUGGCCGUCUGUGCCUGAUCGACCGGCUACUGCUGGAGUUCCCCGCCGAGUUCUACCCUCACAUCGUCUCGGCCGGAGACUGCAACCAGUCGCAGAACCUGGGGGAGAGGUACCAGAAGCUGCUGCCACUGCUGAGCUUCGCGUUGCAGUCCAUCGACAACUCCCACUCCAUGGUGGGCAAGCUGUCGCGCCGCGUCUUCCUGAGCGCGGCGCGCAUGGUGGCCCGCGUGCCGCACGUCUUCCUCAAGCUCCUGGACAUGCUGAGCGCCACCAGCUCCACCCAUUAUGCCCGCAUGCGCCGCCGCCUGCUCGCCAUCGCCGAGGAGAUGGACAUCCUGGAUGCCAUCCACCUGGGCCUGGAGGAGCUGCAGGCGACCCGAGAGCUUUGAGCCGGGGGCGCCGCCCGCCGGGCCGGGAUGCGGUGCGCCACUUCGCCGCCCGACGGCCCCGCCCGCCCACAACUUCGCCCGAGCAGCGCGACGGAGUGCAACUCGCCGGCCCACACCGUGCAGCUGAAUGCGGCAGGCAAGCAGAGGGGAAGAGCCCAUCAGCAUCAGCACCAGCAGCAUCAGCACCAGCAGGGAUGUCCUGCUAGGAACUCAGCAGCUGCAGCAGCGGCGGGGGUUCCCGAGGACGUCCUGGCGGAGCGUCUGGCGGCCAUGUCGGCCGGCGCCCCCCCAGCGGAGUACCCAAAGCCCCCCGUGCAGGCCAGAGGCCGGCCGCAGAGCCAGUGUCUCAACUCGCCGUCUUCCUCUGGUCAGUCUCAGCCGAGUCCGGCGCUCCUGCCCUCCCCCUCUGCCCCCCAUACCCCCGCCUUCCCCACGGACGCCCCCAGCCCCAAGACUGCCCCCAGGGGCCUGCCGGGCUUUGUGCCCAGCAAGCUAGGGGCCGGCGCCUCGCCUGGCGCCCAGCGCAAGUACCCGUUGCAGAAGCAACCAGGAGCGGGCGGCAGCGGCGGCAGCAGCGGUGCCGCCAGCAGUAAAGACACAGAGAAAGACCCGUCAGCCGUGUUCACCCAGUCUCGCCCGCUGCCCUCCAGCCAGAUCCACAGACCAAAACCCUCUCGGCCCGCACCCUCUGAGGGCACUGGCGCCAGCGGCAAGCCCAUCUGCCCACCACCGGCCAAGGGCAGCUUGAAGCUGGAACUGCAUGACUCCGCGCUGGCCGCCUCCGGCCCCGGAGCCGCCGAGGCGUCGUUGUCGUCGUCGUCGCCGAUGUCCGCCUCGGCCUCUGGCCCCGCGGGCGCCGGCACGCUCAUCCCCAGCGAGGACACAGUCUUCACGCCGGUGGAGGAGAAGUUCCGCGGGCUGGACGCCUCCGCCGAGCUCAACUCCAGCAUGGAGGACCUGCUGGAGGGCACCAUCAUGCCAAACGCCGGCGAGGGCACGGUCACCUUCCAGUCCGAGGUGGCCGUGCUGUCCCCGGGUGAGCAAGGGGGCACCCGGGGUAACUCUAGCAGCAGUAGUAGCGGCAGUGGCGGAGGAAGCGCCACCCGCGGCACCUACACGGACGACGUGGCGCAGCACCAGAAGUGCAAGGAGAAGAUGGAGGCGGAGGAAGAGGAGGCGUUGGCCAUAGUCAUGGCCAUGUCGGAGUCACAGGACGCCCUUCCCAUCAUCCCCCAGCUGCAGGUGGACAAGGGAGAGGACGUCAUCAUCAUCCAGGCAGAUACGCCGGAGACGCUACCUGGCCAUACCAAAGCGAAGCAGCCCUACCGGGAGGGGCAGGAGUGGCUGAAGGGUCAGCAGAUCGGCCUGGGGGCCUUCUCUUCCUGCUACCAGGCGCAGGACGUGGGCACCGGCACUCUCAUGGCUGUCAAACAGGUUACGUACGUGCGCAACACGUCGUCGGAGCAGGAGGAGGUGGUGGAGGCUCUGCGAGAAGAGAUCCGUAUGAUGGGCCACCUCAACCACCCCAACAUCAUCCGCAUGCUGGGCGCCACCUGUGAGAAGAACAACUACAAUCUUUUCGUGGAGUGGAUGGCAGGUGGCUCCGUGUCGCACCUCCUGAACAAGUACGGGGCCUUCAAAGAGGCUGUGAUCAUCAACUACACCGAGCAGCUGCUCAGAGGGCUGGCCUACCUCCACGAGAACCAGAUCAUCCACCGGGACAUCAAAGGUGCCAACCUACUUAUUGACAGCACCGGGCAGAGGUUGCGGAUAGCAGACUUUGGAGCGGCUGCCCGGCUGGCCUCCAAGGGAACAGGUGCAGGAGAGUUUCAGGGCCAGCUGCUGGGAACCAUCGCCUUCAUGGCCCCAGAGGUGCUGAGGGGACAGCAGUACGGGCGCAGCUGUGACGUCUGGAGCGUGGGAUGUGCCAUCAUCGAGAUGUCCUGUGCCAAGCCACCCUGGAACGCUGAGAAACACUCAAACCACCUGGCUCUUAUAUUCAAGAUUGCCAGCGCCACCACAGCCCCCACCAUCCCCCCUCACCUGUCGCCGGGGCUACGUGACGUGACGCUGCGCUGUCUAGAACUCCAGCCGGCUGACCGCCCUGCCUCCAGGGAACUGCUCAAGCACCCUAUGUUUCGCCUCAACUGGUAGCAGACCCCCCCCAACGUCUACCCCAAAUCCUAAAACCCUCAUCCCAAGUCCCCUUUAACCCUCAUCCUAACACAUAUCAUCCCUUAGCCCACCACAUGUAUGGAGAUACUACUGAAGGCCCCCUCCUCUAGCCUGCUGCCCCCACAUCCCUAACCUCACACCUCUCCUUGUCCCCCUUGCACACGCAUGCAUACACAUACAUGCACGCAUACACACACACACUGCUUUGGUCGCUGUGCCCAGGGACACACAGCCACACAGGGAACAUGGCCUCCGCCGAAGGACCCGGGUACCUUUUUUUUUGCAACACACAUCGACACACGCUAACACACCGACAGACACACACUCUCUCAGACACACACA
Alosa alosa (allis shad) is the source of this 5247-nucleotide messenger RNA. RefSeq names its product mitogen-activated protein kinase kinase kinase 1, E3 ubiquitin protein ligase (gene map3k1). Gene Ontology annotation, molecular function: protein serine/threonine kinase activity; ATP binding; zinc ion binding. Lineage: Eukaryota; Metazoa; Chordata; Actinopteri; Clupeiformes; Clupeidae. Gene Ontology annotation, biological process: protein phosphorylation. The record is from RefSeq and is a predicted model, not a curated record. Gene Ontology annotation, cellular component: cytoplasm.